AAUGAUCAUAAUUCCUAACCUUAUUUUUAUUCCACUUAUAGUUAAUUUAUUCAAAUUUAAAUUUAUUUUUUAGUUAUGUCUUUUUUACCAAAUUAUAUAUUAAUAUUUAAACCGAAAAACUUUUAAAGUUUGAAAGAAAUGAUGAGUUUGUGGAGCUUGUUCAGAAACCUCAGCUGUUUGUGCAGCUCUGAAUCUGUGUAUGUUGAAAAUAGGAAAUUUGUAGUUAGGGGUCGGCUUGGGGAAGGUGGUUUUGCAGUGAUUGACUUAGUUGAAGACAAGCACACAAAAAGAUUUUUUGCACUGAAAAAAAUUACAUGCCACUCGAGAGCAGAUGAACAACAAGCUCUUGAUGAAGUUUCCUACAUGCUCAAACUCAAACACCCUAAUUUGGCUCCAUGUGAAGUUCAUUCUGUCAUUUCUCGAGGUAACUCAGAUGACAACAUGGCCACCAGUGAUGUGCUGAUUGUUAUGCCUUACUAUAAAAGGGGCUCAUUAAUGGAUGAGUUAGACAGACUGAAGGAAAAACAUCUGAGAAUGAAUGAAAAGAGAAUUAUUCACUUACUCACCGGCAUAUGUAGGGCACUAAACUACCUACACACACUUAAACCACUUGCCCUGGCACAUAGAGACAUCAAGCCGCACAAUGUCAUGCUGCACUACGAAAUCAACAACAACAAUCUAAACAUCAACCACAACCUCAACGAUGACGUCACAGAAGAUGAUCCGUCGUCAUCUCGCAUGACGUCGCACGUAGAAAUUCCUGUUCUGGUUGAUUUCGGGUCGAUGGGACCUGCCAGGUGUGAGAUUAAAAAUUCGUCUGACGCCAGAAAGUUACAGGAGUUGGCGUCUGAGAAAUGUACCAUGCCGUAUAGGGCUCCUGAACUAUUUCAAGUUGAACCUUCGUCAAUCGUCGAUGAAAAGAUUGAUAUAUGGUCCUUAGGCUGUACAUUAUACUCCAUGUGCUUUCAUGAGUCACCAUUCGAAAGAGUCCAACAACGAGGAGAUAGCAUAGCGUUGGCCGCCAUGGCAGGCAAUAUCAAAAUUCCGGAGGAUAAUCAGUAUUCAGUCUCACUGAUGAACGUGAUGAUGAUGAUGAUGAAGGUGGAUCCAGUUGAAAGGCCAUCAUCUGAUGAGUUACUCACCAUGAUCGUUCAUCAUCAUCACCAUCGGCAGGGAGCUGGUGAUGAUGUUUUGUGACGUUUGGUGAGGACGAAAUGAUGAUGACGAUAGUGGUGAUGAUAGUGGUGAUGAUAGUGGUGAUGAUAGUGGUGAUGAUAGUGGUGAUGAUAAUGGUGAUGAUGAUGAUAGUGGUGAUGACGAUGAUGAGGAAGAGAAUGAUGAUGAUGGAGAUGGUGAUGAUGAUGAAAAUGGUGCUGAUUAUGAUGUCACGAUGGUAAUCAUUGUGGCAUUUUCCGCAUUCGAAUGUUUUAUUUAUUUAAUCUCUUUUUUUUACAAUUUUACAAUCAUUUUUUCAUACAUACAUUCAAUCGUUCGUUCGUAUUUCAAAUCUAUAUAAUCCAUUCCAUUGUCCAUACUUGUUUUGUCUUCCCUUAAAAUUAUUAUUCUCAUUGUAAUAAAAAUAUAAUAAAGUAUGA
This is a messenger RNA of Helobdella robusta, 1595 nucleotides long. RefSeq lists its product as hypothetical. Gene Ontology annotation, cellular component: cytoplasm; Golgi apparatus. Gene Ontology annotation, biological process: protein phosphorylation. Lineage: Eukaryota; Metazoa; Annelida; Clitellata; Rhynchobdellida; Glossiphoniidae. The transcript is spliced from 9 exons. The record is from RefSeq and is a predicted model, not a curated record. The coding region runs from base 139 to 1197 and encodes 352 amino acids. Gene Ontology annotation, molecular function: protein serine/threonine kinase activity; ATP binding.